This is a messenger RNA of Saprolegnia parasitica CBS 223.65, 780 nucleotides long. RefSeq lists its product as hypothetical. The transcript has 2 exons. The coding region runs from base 1 to 780 and encodes 259 amino acids. Lineage: Eukaryota; Oomycota; Saprolegniomycetes; Saprolegniales; Saprolegniaceae. The record is from RefSeq and is a predicted model, not a curated record.
AUGGAAGCGAUCGAACUCGACAUUCUCGACGUCGUCCUCGACAGCAGCGUUCCGCACCUCUCGGCCUUCCUCGCCGACACGACGGACUUUGGCGUUGUCGCUUCGUCGCCUCUCUCGUCCGGGUCGGACGAGCAACCCGCGCCGCGCCGGAAGCGGCGCCACGUCGACCGCCCCAAGGCCGAGCUGCUGUACCUUCGCACCAAGCACGACGAGCUGGCCGCCCAGCUCCAGGUCCUCCAGGACGAGAGCGCGAGCAUGCUCCCGAGCAACACGAGUCCGUGGCGAUCGCGCGCACAGGACCAAGCACACUUGACACAGCGCUGCUUGCAAGAGAAUGCAUGCUUGAAAAGCCACGUCGCCGACCAGCUCAAGGUCAUCGAGGCGCUCGAGAAGGUGUUGCACAAGCGACCGAAAGUGUCGUCGUUCCAGACAGCCACCAACCUCUGGCGGCAGUGCAUCUUGGCAGCGACGGAGCGCGAAGCGAGCUUGGAGCAGCUUCUAAAGCACCAGUACGAGCGCCUCGACUCGGAGUGGAUUCGCCUUGGCAUGUACGACAACAAGAACGGCGCUCCGCUGCACAAGAUGUUUGUGCAAACCAUCGACGAGCGCUACGUGACGCUCAACUACGCGGGGCGCAUGACGCGGGCGCUGGACUUUCGGGGCAUGUCGGAUGUCUUUUGGGACUUUAAAACGGGCAAGCGCGGGGCCUCGCAGCAGAUUCUACAAUUCUUUCAUCCGCGCUUGAUCUACUCGAGGUAUGGAUCUGAAACCGUCAUAUGA